Molecule: messenger RNA, 1298 nt
Organism: Papaver somniferum (opium poppy)
Lineage: Eukaryota; Viridiplantae; Streptophyta; Magnoliopsida; Ranunculales; Papaveraceae
Product: AT-hook motif nuclear-localized protein 23-like
Exons: 1
Coding region: 436-1173 (245 amino acids)
Cellular component (GO): nucleus
Molecular function (GO): DNA-binding transcription factor activity; minor groove of adenine-thymine-rich DNA binding
Source: RefSeq, a predicted model, not a curated record
UUGUCUCUCUUUUCAGGAAUGUGCAGUAAAGUUGGAUUAUAUUGAUAGAGAUUGGCAUUUAAAGAGUAGGUGUUCUUCUUAUCUCUAAGUUGUCAAUUUUGGUUCCCCACUUGCAUGGACUCUCAAUCAACUUCGCUUCAUCUUUGUUAUGCAAAAAAAUUCAUUUCAUGUACUCAAAACUCAAAUGAUAUGCAGCUGCACACAAGUCAACUUUUGCAAACGCAAUCCAUGUCACUAGCUGUAGCUUCCAGCUAGUAUACUUGUUGAUAAUGAUUGAUGACGAAACAAAACACUAGCACCAUGUGUAGUGUUCUCAUGGUGGUGAUAUAAUUAGCGGUGCAGCCAGAUUGAUUCUUCUUACUAGAUCUGGAACCAAAAAAGAAAAAAUAAUUAAAAAUAAAAUAGAAUUAUUAGAGCAACAAAAACAGCAUAUACAUGCAAGAAAUCGUGGAAGGAGGUGGAGAAGGAAGUAGUGGCGGUGGUGGUGGACGUAGAAGCCGUGGCCGUCCACUUGGAUCAAAGAACAAAACGAAGCCUGCCUGCAAAAUCAUUCCUAGUGAAAGCGACGCAACAAACGGCAUGAGAAGUCAUAUCUUAGAGGUUACAAACGGGAAUGACGUUUUCAAGAGCAUUGCAAGAUAUUCUCUGCAGCGGCAAUGUGGUGUUUGUGUUUUAGGCGGAAGUGGUGUUGUCAGCAACGUUAGUCUCCAUCAACCAACGGCGUCACCUGAAGGUGUUGUUACACUUCGUGGGAGAUUCGAGCUUUUAUCACUAUCAGGUACUUUUCUUCCACCACCGUUGCCACAAGGUUCGACGGGUUUGGCCGUGUAUUUAUCAGGUGGGCAAGGACAGGUGGUGGGUGGGAAGGUUGUUGGAGAGUUGAUAGCAUCUGGACCGGUAUUGGUGAUUGCAGCAACGUUUCAGAACGCGAUGUAUGAGAGGUUGCAACCGGAUGAAGAAGAAAACGUUGUUUAUCAUCAUGAUUUGCUGCAGCCAACAACAGCUUAUAGUGGUGGCAGCAGAGAAGAUUUGGAAACACAGUUACCGCAAUCUUCUGUGGUAAACUCUGGAAAUACUAGUGGUCUAUCUGCACCUCGGCGAGCUCAUGAUCUGGUUGGUAAUGUUGGUGAAAUGUCACACAACAUGUAUUGGGGUUCUCCUCCACCUCCCUAGUUCAUUUCACAACACCAGAAGAAAUCACUUAUUUAUCAUUGCAACUGCAAGUUUUCCCCUUUUGGGGAGAUCCAUACUCGUAAACAGCCACAGAAAGCAGUAGCGAAUCAGAUAAACUCUUUUUU